AUGGCCCUUUGUCGACAGCUCUGGAAUGGCACAAGAGGCUUUGCCCCAUCUGGCAGGAGGGAGCCCCAGGAGCGAGAGCUGAGAAAGCCACCCCAGGCCCGGCCUGCCCAACUCCAGCUGCUUUCCACUCUGCAGUUUCUGCUCCCCAAUCCUGCUGUGGCUCCCUACUGCCCACCAUCAGACCACAUCACAUCUACCGGCCGGGAGCCAGCUCCCCCAGGAAGCCCGCACUGGACAGUCACUUGCAGCAGGGCACACAGUGCCUGUCACACCUUCCAGAUUGCUGCAUUAAGAAUGUUCCCCCGGAGGAGCGCGUCCCCUGGUGGCCGGUUAGGUCCUCCCGGCAGCAUCGCCGACCCUGGGACAGCAGGAGGUGAGCGGCCGGCGGCGAGCCGAGCUUCCGGGUUCCAGAGCCCCGUCCCGCGGCUCCCAUUUCCUCCUGAGCUCCCCGGGGGUCAGACCGAGGAGGAUGCAGGCCAGGGGGACCCUGACGCCGAGAGCGCUACUGCCAGGGGUGGCUUUGGGGUCCGGGAGCCCAGCCAGAAACGCGGCAAGGCCCCAAGGAAGCAUCCUCGCUGGGCCCCGCCCCCUCCUGAGAGCAGUGACCGCGCCGAGGCCCGGGAGCUGCUUCCUUCUUCUUUCUCAUUGGUCCACGAGUGUGAGCAGCCAGAGGUGAAAAACAGCAGCAGUCUGCAGAGAAUGGGCUCCUCCGAAUCAACUGACUCAGGUUUCUGUCUGGAUUCUCCUGGGCCCUUGGACAGUAAAGAAAACCUUGGGAAUCCCUUGAGGAGAAUACAUUCCCUACCUCAGAAGCUCUUGGGAUGUAGCCCAGCUCUGAAGAGAAGCCACUCCGAUGUUCUCGACCAUGGCCUCUUUCAGCCCAUUGACCAGGAUGAAAACAAGGAAAAUGAAGCCUUUGAGUUUAAGAAGCCAGUCAGACCCGCGUCCCGUGGCUGCCUACACGCCCAUGGCCGUGAGGAGGGUAAAGAGCUCUUCACACAGAGGCAGAACUCUGCCCCAGCUCGGAUGCUUUCCGCGAAUGAAAGAGAAAGCAGUGAGCCAGGGAAUUUGGUUCCUCUUUUUAUGCCGCAAUCACCUGUGACAGCCACUUUGUCUGACGAGGAUGAUGGCUUCAUGGACCUUCUUGAUGGAGAGAAUCUGAAGAAUGACGAGGGGACCCCGUCGUGCAUGGCCAGCCUCUGGACCGCUCCCCUGGUCACAAGAAGAGUGACAAAUCUUGGCAACCGAGGCCAGCUUGCUGACUCCCCUUCCGUGUGCAGCCCCAGCUCGCGGCCGGUGCUGAAGAGACCCGAGCGGUGGCCGGAGGACUCGCGGGCCAGCUCGAAGCGCAGGAGGAGCGCGGGGGGCUCUGGUCUGCAGAAGACGCCGGAGCUUCUGCAUCAUUCUUUAUCCCUGGUGCCGUCCCCAAAAGGGAGCAUUGAGAACAUCUUGGACAGUGACCCCCGGGACCUCAUAGGAGAUUUCUCCAAGGGUUAUCUCUUUCAUACAGUGGCUGGGAAGCAUCAGGAUUUAAAGUACAUUUCUCCAGAAAUUAUGGCAUCCGUUUUGAACGGCACGUUCGCCAACCUCAUUAAGGAGUUCGUCAUCAUCGACUGCCGGUACCCGUACGAGUACGAGGGAGGCCACAUCAAGGGGGCGGUGAACCUGCACAUGGAGGAGGAGGUGGAAGACUUCCUGCUGAAGAAGCCCAUCGUGCCCACCGAUGGCAGGCGCGUCAUCGUCGUGUUCCACUGCGAGUUUUCUUCCGAGAGGGGCCCUCGCAUGUGCCGCUACGUGAGGGAGAAGGAUCGGCUGGGGAACGAGUACCCCAGGCUGCACUACCCCGAGCUGUACGUGCUGAAGGGCGGGUACAAGGAGUUCUUCCUCAAGUGCCAGGCUCACUGCGAGCCCCCCAGCUACCGGCCCAUGCACCACGAGGACUUCAAGGAGGACCUGAAGAAGUUCCGCACCAAGAGCCGGACCUGGGCGGGGGAGCGGAGCAAGCGCGAGAUGUACAGCCGCCUGAAGAAGCUCUGAGGCGGCGCUGCGGGACCCGGACAGCGGGCCUCGGCUCUGCCUGCCGGGCUGGUACCAAAGACACCUGAGCGGCGGUUUGGCCCCGCGGCCUCGGGUAACCGUGGGUUUAAUUUAUUCAGCUCCGUCCAUUACUUUCUUUCUUUUUGACUCCCGGGGAC
Messenger RNA from Fukomys damarensis (Damara mole-rat), 2195 nucleotides. RefSeq names its product cell division cycle 25A (gene Cdc25a). Gene Ontology annotation, biological process: G2/M transition of mitotic cell cycle; positive regulation of G2/MI transition of meiotic cell cycle; protein dephosphorylation. The transcript has 19 exons. Gene Ontology annotation, cellular component: nucleus; cytoplasm. Gene Ontology annotation, molecular function: protein tyrosine phosphatase activity. The record is from RefSeq and is a predicted model, not a curated record. Bases 1 to 2037 code for a protein of 678 amino acids. NCBI's taxonomy places the organism in Eukaryota, Metazoa, Chordata, Mammalia, Rodentia, Bathyergidae.